Molecule: messenger RNA, 117 nt
Organism: Caenorhabditis briggsae
Lineage: Eukaryota; Metazoa; Nematoda; Chromadorea; Rhabditida; Rhabditidae
Exons: 2
Coding region: 1-117 (38 amino acids)
Source: RefSeq, a predicted model, not a curated record
AUGAGAAAUUUAAAUAUAACCCAUAAAUUCUUACAUCAUCAAAAAAAAAAAAGAAAAAGGAAAGAAGGUGAUAUAAAAUGGUGUAAACUGAAGAGAACAACUACACAUAAUAAAUGA